Hibiscus syriacus is the source of this 541-nucleotide messenger RNA. Its product is annotated as ethylene-responsive transcription factor ERF096-like. The transcript has a single exon. Gene Ontology annotation, molecular function: DNA-binding transcription factor activity; DNA binding. Lineage: Eukaryota; Viridiplantae; Streptophyta; Magnoliopsida; Malvales; Malvaceae. The coding region runs from base 116 to 490 and encodes 124 amino acids. Gene Ontology annotation, biological process: regulation of DNA-templated transcription; ethylene-activated signaling pathway. The record is from RefSeq and is a predicted model, not a curated record.
AGAAAUUGUUUCAUGCAUUUUAAUUUUGUAGGACCCGAAUGUGUGUUAAAAACUCCAUAUAAGAUGCCAUUUCCCAACAAAACCUAAGCCAUGGAGAUAAUACAAAGACGCUGUUAUGGAGGGUGCUUCUAAGGGCAAGGAAGAAGGGACCGACACGACUCGGUACCGGGGCGUACGAAGGCGGCCAUGGGGGAAGUUUGCGGCCGAGAUACGCGACUCAAAUCGGCACGGCGCUCGUGUUUGGCUGGGGACUUUUAACACCGCAGAGGAGGCCGCUCGAGCUUACGAUAGAGCCGCCUAUGCAAUGAGAGGCCACCUGGCGAUUCUCAACUUCCCGCAGGAGUAUCCGAUGGGUAGUGGUGUCGGCGCGACUGCUUCUUCUUCUUCGUCGUCAUCGGGGAAACAAGUUAUCGAGCUGGAGUACUUGGAUGAUAAGUUGCUUGAAGAGCUUCUCGAUCAAGAUGAUAAUAAGAAGGAAGAAAAGAAGUGAAAUUCAUGGGGGACAAGUUAUCUUGACAAUUUCUCUUGAAUUCCGCUACUC